AUGGAGAUUUAAUUAAAUAAACCAGGGCAAUAUACUGAAAGCAGUCUUAAGGAGCAUUUUCAUUUUAUAGGAAAGAAGAUUACAGAAAAAGAAAUUGAUUCUUUUUUACCAUUUUUUAAUUGUGAUGAAAUUGGACAUGAUGAUUUAUAAUUAGAUUAAGUUUGUUUGGAUUAAAAUUGUCCAAGAAAAGGAUUAACUUGUCCUAGAUGUAUUCAUCUUCGACAUUCUAAUCAUCCCACUAAGAUUGUUAGUUUAAGAAGUUUCAUUAGUGAUUUGAUUUAAUCGUAGACUGAUAAAAAAUCUAUUUUAAAGAAUGAAGUGGAAAAUUGUGCAAGAUAUCGCGAUUUGUUGAUCUCAAUGGCGAAGGAAUUUGUUGAUUCUCUUAUUGAUCAUUUUUCUAUAUUUGUCGCAUCAGUCCAUAAGUAUUAUAAUAUAUUCGAAAAUGAAUUUGAAGAUAGGAUGAUAAAAAGUGAUGUAGUUAUUCAUAAAUUAAUGCAUAAAUAACAUAUUAGAAGAGACCAUUUUGCCAAAUAUAUAGCAAAUACAGUAGCUUAAUUAAGUGAUGGAGGUACUUUUUCUUCAAAUAAUAAGAAAGAAUUAGUGCUUAGAGACUAUGAAACGGCUUUUAGGAUAUCUAAUGAAUUCUAAGCAGACAUGAAAGAUAUAUCCAAAUAGGUCAAAUUGCAUUUAACUCAGUAACAAUAAAUUGUUUAAGAUAGCAUUGAUUUGCACAAAUUAAGUCCUAAAGUUCCUGAAUUUGAUGUUGCUACUUUAGCUGUUUAGAGUAAAUUUAAAAAGGAUUUUAGAUAAAAACUUGAUGAUAUUUUUUCAAUUGACACUAACAUUCCUGGAAUGAGUUAGGUUAGCAGAAUAUAAACAACAACAAAUUCUAAUUCGCUUUAUUUAAAACCUCCUCAGCAAGAUUUUAAGCCAGGAGAUGUCUUUUAGAUUAAAUUUGGAGGAGGAAAAAAAGACUUUGUAAAUUAAAUAGAAUAUUUGAAACCAACAUUAUUGGAAACUUAAGUUAGAAAAAGGCCAGCAAAUUUAAGUAUAUACGAUGAUAAUUCAAAUUAUCGUCAAACUGGUAAAUAAAUUAAUGGAGUGGGGAGCAAAGAUGCUGUCGAUUUAUACAUGGCAGAGAAGUCUAAAAUUGGUAACUCUAUCUCCACGUCAUCUAUGCCCAAUAUUUUUGGCUUAAAUUUAUAAGGAAACAGCUCUUAGGGACCACUUUAGCAAGGCUCAAUAUAAAUUUAUGCUCCAAGACUUGGAGAUUAUGUGCAGGGUGGAGAGUUUUUAUAAUGCAGUGUCGAUAGUGCUAGGAAAAAGUGCUUAUUAGGUAGAAUUUUCAAAACUGUCACAAAUGGAAAUAUAAUAAAAUUAUCAACUAUAAAAUCCUCAAUAAAAGAUCUUUCUUGUUUGUGUGUGAUUAGUGAAGAUAUAGUCGCAAUUGGAGGCAGAUUUAACUAGUAUAUUGAGUUUUAUAGGAUUUAAGAUAAAUAAGUUAUUACAAAAAUAGAUACAAAAGCUUAGUAAGGAGUUAAAAGUAUGCUAAUUAUACGAAAGGAGCAAGAUGAAGUUGCUGAAUGGUCUCCAAUAUUAAUUGUUGGCACAUAUAGUGAUGAAUCCACAAUACUAAGCUACAAGCUGGACAUAUUGAGAAGAUUCGAUGGACAAGAGCCCAUCAAUUUAUCUAUAAAAAACUUUAGGACCUUCGAAAAGAAAACCACUGAGGCUGUAACUUGUCUUGCUUAGUUGUAUUUAAACGAAUUCUUUAUCGUUGGAUAUUCUUCUGGAUCAAUAGCUAUUUUCAGCGUUGAGAAUUCUCUGCCUAUAAAUAUCUUACCAUUCGUAUACGAUUCACCAAUCACAAAUCUUUACACUGUUGAAGAAGGAAAAUUUUUUGUAUCAGCAAGCAACGAAAAAAUAAGAUUCCAUACUAUAAAAAUGAUAAAUCAUAUGAGAGUUGAAUAAGAUGUCACAUCUUUUUAUUCAGGUACACAUGACAUCAACUGCCUGACCAUGACAACAGGUUUUAAUUAGGAAGAAAGCUAUUUGAAAUUUCAGCAUUUAAUAUGUGGGAACUUAAGGUUCGAUGACAAAGAAGAUUAUAAAGAAGGAUGCUUAGUAAUAUUAAGAACAGCAUAGAACAAUAUAAGAUUAACAGAGGAAGCUGUUAUACCAGUUUUAACAGAGCAAGCUAAUAAUACAAUAAAAGACAUGAUUCUAAUUGAGCCUAGAAAAAAGUAAAGGACUGUUUGGAUUCUCGUUUUUGGAGGAGACCACAAAAUAAAGCUGCUCGAGUUGAAAAGUGGAUAUUCAGAAACUCUUAAAAUAUGGGAAAAGCAAGCACCUGACUUUUUGCUGUCAAAAGGAACAUCUGUGAUCAAAGGUAGAUUGCUUUAUGAAAGCAUAGAAUAUACAAAUAUUAAGUGGACUGAUGUGCAAUCUAAAGUUCAAAUAUUAUCAGCUUAUGAAAAUAACUAGCUGGGAAAAGUUAAUGUUAGAUUUGCAGUUGUGAAUCAUCUUUCAAAAUCUGACAUUGAAAUCUUCGAACUUGAAAUGAUGGUUUCCUAUUAAUGA
Tetrahymena thermophila SB210 is the source of this 2580-nucleotide messenger RNA. RefSeq lists its product as hypothetical. Lineage: Eukaryota; Ciliophora; Oligohymenophorea; Hymenostomatida; Tetrahymenidae. Gene Ontology annotation, molecular function: protein binding. The record is from RefSeq and is a predicted model, not a curated record. The transcript has 2 exons.